This is a messenger RNA of Myripristis murdjan (pinecone soldierfish), 8192 nucleotides long. Its product is annotated as voltage-dependent T-type calcium channel subunit alpha-1I-like. The transcript has 36 exons. Bases 1 to 7071 code for a protein of 2356 amino acids. Lineage: Eukaryota; Metazoa; Chordata; Actinopteri; Holocentriformes; Holocentridae. Gene Ontology annotation, molecular function: low voltage-gated calcium channel activity; voltage-gated sodium channel activity. The record is from RefSeq and is a predicted model, not a curated record. Gene Ontology annotation, cellular component: neuron projection; voltage-gated sodium channel complex; plasma membrane. Gene Ontology annotation, biological process: calcium ion import; calcium ion transmembrane transport; membrane depolarization during action potential.
AUGACGAGCGAGGAGUGUCCUGUGCCUCUGGGGGUUGUUUCCCCAGCUGGGCCAGGGCUGUGUGAGGACUACGGCGCGGCGCAAGCUGAUGACAUCAUCGAGGAAGUGGGGCCAGGCGAUGAUGUCAGCAUCGGCAGUGACCUAAGCACCUUGGUGGUGCCCUUCCCAGAGUUGGCACCCGUGGUCUUCUUCUGCCUAAAGCAGACCACUUGUCCUCGCAACUGGUGCAUCCGCAUGGUGUCCAGCCCAUGGUUCGAGAGGAUUAGCAUCAUGGUGAUCCUGCUCAACUGUGUGACACUGGGCAUGUACCAGCCCUGUGAGAACAUCGACUGCACUUCUGACCGCUGCCAGAUACUGCAGGCCUUUGAUGCAUUUAUCUACAUCUUCUUUGCAUUGGAGAUGGUGGUGAAGAUGGUGGCUCUGGGGAUCUUCGGACGUCGCUGUUACCUUGGCGACACCUGGAACAGGCUGGACUUCUUCAUCGUCAUGGCUGGGAUGGUGGAGUACUCAUUGGACCUCCAGAACAUCAACCUGUCAGCUAUCAGGACAGUGCGAGUCCUUAGGCCCCUCAAAGCCAUUAACAGAGUGCCCAGUAUGCGUAUCCUGGUGAACCUGCUGCUGGACACUCUGCCCAUGCUUGGCAACGUGCUGCUGCUCUGCUUUUUCGUCUUCUUCAUCUUCGGCAUCAUCGGGGUGCAGCUGUGGGCGGGGCUGCUGAGGAACCGCUGCUACCUUGAGGAGAACUUCACCCUCUCCUCGGGUAUGACCCUGCCAGCUCCAUAUUACCAGCCAGAGGAGGACGAUGAACGCCCCUUCAUCUGCUCCCUGGCAGCUGACAAUGGUAUCAUGUCAUGCACUGACGUGCCAGCACGACGCGAAGGAGGCCAUACGUGCUGCCUGGACAAGGAGGAUGCUCUGCACAGGCAGGCGCUGGGCCUGGCUCCUGAGCCGCUGGUCAAUGGUAGUGCUGGCGCCAUGGGUCUGUGCAUCAACUGGAACCAGUAUUACACUCGCUGCCACACAGGGAGCAGCAACCCCCACAAGGGCGCAAUCAACUUCGACAACAUCGUCUACGCGUGGAUCGUCAUAUUUCAGGUGAUCACCCUGGAGGGCUGGGUGGAGAUCAUGUACUAUGUGAUGGACGCCCAUUCCUUCUACAACUUCAUCUACUUCAUCUUCCUCAUCAUUAUUGGUUCAUUCUUCAUGAUCAACCUGUGCCUGGUGGUCAUUGCCACCCAGUUCUCAGAGACAAAACAGCGGGAGCACCAGCUGAUGCAGGAGCAGAGGGCGCAGUGCUUGUCCUCCUCCACCCUGGCCAGCAUGACGGAGCCAGGAGACUGCUACGAAGAGAUCUUCCAGCUCGUCUGUCAUGUCCUCCGCAAGGCGAAGAGGAGAUCAGCCGCCCUUUACUACACACUGAGGGGCAAACCCCCACCAGUUGGAGGAGGCAGGGGAAAUAGGCGAGGAGGGGGGAAUGUGAAUGGAGACAGGCAUCAUUCAAGGCAUCCAAGAUUAACUCACUGUCCACACCAAGGCAAGCAAGACCACGUUUCUCAGCCACUGGCCAACUCCAUCACUCUGGCUGUGACUCAAAACCCUGAGGACUGCCCUCUGUGUGCACAGUCACUCAAAGAGGGGGCGGGAGCUGUGGGAGUAUCAGCCAACGGAGAGGAGGAAGAGGAGGAUGCAGUGAAGGAGACGGACAAGGAGGAGAACCACUUGGAGGAGAGGGGUAAUGGGAAGCGGAAGAAGAGGAAGACAUGCUUUGGACAUUGUAAAGACAUUUGGACUGAGAUGAGGAGGAAACUUUGGGGCAUUGUGGAGAGCAAGUACUUCAGCAGAGGCAUUAUGAUCGCUAUUCUCAUCAACACAAUCAGCAUGGGCAUUGAGCACCAUAACCAGCCUGAGGAGCUGACCAAUGUGUUGGAGAUCUGUAACAUUGUCUUCACCAGCAUGUUCACCCUGGAGAUGAUCCUCAAGCUGACUGCCUUUGGCUUCUUCAGCUACCUGAGGAACCCGUAUAACAUCUUUGACGGCAUCAUCGUCAUCAUCAGUGUGUGUGAGAUCAUCGGCCAGGCGGAUGGCGGUCUGUCAGUGCUGAGGACAUUCAGGCUGCUGAGGGUCAUUAAGCUGGUGAGGUUCAUGCCCGCCCUCAGGAGGCAGCUGGUGGUGCUGAUGAAGACCAUGGACAACGUGGCCACCUUCUGCAUGCUCCUCAUGCUCUUCAUCUUCAUCUUCAGUAUCCUGGGGAUGCAUAUCUUUGGCUGUAAAUUCAGUCUGAGGACAGAGGCUGGGGACACGGUGCCUGACAGGAAGAACUUUGACUCUCUACUCUGGGCCAUCGUCACUGUUUUUCAGAUUCUGACGCAGGAAGACUGGAACAUGGUGCUGUACAACGGCAUGGCCUCCACCUCACCUUGUGCUGCACUCUACUUUGUGGCUCUCAUGACUUUUGGCAACUACGUGCUCUUCAACCUCUUGGUUGCCAUCUUGGUUGAGGGUUUCCAAGCUGAGGGAGAUGCUAACCGGUCUUACUCAGACGAUGACAGGUCUUCCUGUAAUUUUGAGGAGAGCGACAAGCAGAAAGACUCUCUCCAUCUCUCAGACCCUAAGAUCUGUACUCUGACUCCUAAUGGGCACCUGGACUUGGCUCCAAUGCCUGCUGGGCUGUACCCAGGGGAGAAGUUGACCUUUACCCUGGGCUCCAGGAAGAGCAGUGUCAUCUCCCUGGGCAGGGCCAAUCUCGAGCAGAGGGCCGUGUUCCCUGGCGGGGGUUACAACAGCUGGAACCGCCCACUUUCCCCGCAGCCUCAAGCCCUGUGGGCUCGUCGCUCCAGCUGGAACAGCCUGGGAGGCCGCCCAUGUUUCUCCUCCUCCCCUACUUCUACCCCAGCCCCAACGCCCACCUCUGCAAGGCCCCUUUAUGGAUAUGGCCUGGGUGCUCUGGGUGGCGUGGUCGGGGGUAGCCUUCGUAUCCGGGGACCUUGUGCUUCCUCGUCCCCGCACCGUCACCACCACCAUGUCCACCCAGAUGAGGAGGAGUCCCUCCUCUCUCCUCCUCCUGUUGUUCCCCAUCCUCUCCACCUCCCCCAACCUCUAAUCCCAGGCAAUUUCGUACCAAGGCGGGACAGGAGGGCUCUGUCUCUGGAGUUGCCCCACCUACUUCCAGGACCCCCACAUCCUCCACCACCACAACACCACCCGCUGCCCUGUGUGUCGCUCCACACUCAACCAAGGAAGAAGAGUUUCUCUGGGGGGAUAAUCAGUGGAAGUGGUGGUGGUGCGCCUGCAGGUUUAGGAAGGUUGGGAGGGGUGCACCAGGACUGUAAUGGGAAGACCCCCCUGUCACAGCUCCUGCAGCCUCCAUUGAGACACCAGGCUGGGCAGGCUGGAGGGGCGAACGCCCAGAGCCAGCUGCUGGCUGACGUUUUCCCCCAAGUCAACACCCGCAGCAAGGACCAGGAGGACCUGGAUGAUGAAAUUGACUAUAGCUUGUGUUUCCGUAUCCAGAAGAUGUUAGAGGUGUACAGGCCGGACUGGUGUGAGACCAGAGAGGACUGGUCUGUCUUCCUAUUCUCCCCACAGAACAAGUUCAGACAGAUGUGCCAGUCCAUCAUAGCCCAUAAGCUGUUUGACUACGUGGUGUUGGCCUUCAUCUUCUCCAACUGUAUCACAGUGGCUCUGGAGAGGCCCAAGAUACUGCAGGGCAGUCUGGAAAGAGUCUUCCUCACCAUCUCCAACUACAUCUUUACUGCCAUCUUUGUGGGCGAGAUGACACUCAAGGUGGUUUCCAUGGGUCUGUAUCUGGGUGAACAGGCCUACCUGCGGAGCAGCUGGAACAUUCUGGAUGGCUUCCUGGUUUUUGUGUCAUUGAUUGACAUUGUGGUAUCCAUGGCAGGCGGGGCGAAGAUCCUGGGCGUGCUCAGAGUACUAAGGCUGCUCAGGACGUUGCGCCCCCUCAGGGUGAUCAGCAGAGCUCCGGGUCUGAAGCUGGUGGUGGAGACCCUCAUCACCUCUCUCAAACCCAUCGGCAAUAUUGUUCUCAUCUGCUGCGCUUUCUUCAUCAUCUUCGGCAUUCUGGGGGUUCAGCUGUUUAAAGGCAAGUUUUUCUACUGCUUCGGCCCUGACGUGAAAAACAUCACCAACAAGUCGGACUGUCUGCAAGCCAACUACAAAUGGGUCCACCAUAAAUACAACUUCGACAACCUGGGACAGGCGCUGAUGUCCCUGUUUGUGCUGGCCUCCAAGGACGGCUGGGUCAACAUCAUGUACCAUGGACUGGAUGCAGUCGGGGUGGACCAACAGCCGGUGAUCAACAACAACCCAUGGAUGCUGCUGUAUUUCAUCUCCUUCCUUCUCAUCGUCAGUUUCUUUGUCCUCAACAUGUUUGUCGGCGUGGUGGUGGAGAACUUCCACAAGUGUCGGCAGCACCAGGAGGUGGAGGAGGCCAAGCGCCGCGAGGAGAAACGCCAGCGACGCAUGGAAAAAAAGAGGAGGAAGGCCCAGAAGCUGCCCUACUAUGCCAGCUAUGGCAACGUGCGUCUGAUGAUCCACACACUGUGCACAAACCACUACCUGGACCUCAUCAUCACCUUCAUCAUCUGCAUCAAUGUCAUCACCAUGUCCCUGGAGCACUACAACCAGCCCUAUUCUCUGGAUCUCGCCCUGAAGUACUGCAACUAUUUCUUCACCUCCACUUUUGUGCUAGAAGCAGUACUCAAACUCAUUGCCUUUGGCUUCCGCCGCUUCUUCAAAGACAGGUGGAACCAGUUGGAUCUGGCCAUAGUGCUGCUGUCAGUGAUGGGCAUCACCUUGGAGGAGAUAGAGAUCAGCGCUGCCCUGCCCAUUAACCCCACUAUCAUCAGGAUCAUGAGGGUGCUGAGAAUAGCACGAGUUCUGAAGCUGCUGAAGAUGGCCACGGGAAUGAGAGCCCUGUUGGACACAGUUGUACAAGCCCUGCCUCAGGUGGGUAACCUGGGCCUGCUCUUCAUGCUGCUGUUCUUCAUCUACGCCGCCUUAGGAGUGGAGCUUUUUGGAGAACUGGUGUGCAACGAGGAUUACCCAUGUGAGGGUAUGAGUCGUCACGCCACCUUUGAGAACUUUGGCAUGGCCUUCCUUACCUUGUUUCAAGUCUCCACAGGCGACAAUUGGAACGGCAUCAUGAAGGACACGUUGCGGGAGUGCCCGCCGGACCACGCCACCGACGUGGACUACGCCUGCAACCCCAGCCUUCAGUUCAUCUCGCCCAUGUACUUUGUCUCCUUCGUGCUCACCGCCCAGUUCGUGCUCAUCAAUGUGGUGGUGGCCGUGCUGAUGAAGCACCUGGACGACUCCAACAAGGAGGCCAAAGAGGAGGCGGAGAUGGAUGCAGAGAUUGAGCUGGAGCUGGCCCAGGGCACCCUCUGCUGCAUGGGCGCCCCCGGCUGCGGGGGUGGGGGGGUGGAGAAAGGAAUAGCAGCUGCCACACCGGGGGCUGGAGGAGUCGGAGGGGAUAAGGAGAGAGGAGCAGGAGGAGAGAGGGGAGAAGGUGGAAGAAAGGUGCAUCAUGCCGUUACCACACAUCCAGGCCAGCAUAACGCCAGCGACUCCAACCGGACGCUGUACUCACCGGCACAGGAGAGCCAGUGGCUGGACAGCGUGUCUCUGCUGAUCAAGGAUACAUUGGAGGGGGAGAUGCUGAUGAUCGACAACCUGUCUGGUUCUGUCUUCCACCACUACUCCUCUCCUCCGCCCAUCUGCAAAGACUGCAAGGGCCACCCGCAAGAGCAGAUCAGGAUGGCGGAAAUCGAGCAGGCGUCGCUGAGGUCAGAGCAGCUGUCAGACAAGUCCUCAUCGCCCGCCCUGCCAGACGAUCUCAGCCUGGACGAACACACUGCCUACCAGCUGUUGGCACGCGAGGGCAAGGGACGGGGCAGCAGUGACUCCCACAGCUCUGAAGAGGCUGGUGGUGGAGGAAGUCAUGCAGGAGGACACCAGACGCAGGUGCAGACAGGGUUGGGACGGCCCUGCAGGUCCCUCAGUUCCGGGGUUGAGGAGGAGACAGCGCUGCUGGAGAUGGAGAUACAAACACACCAGCCGCGUCGAUGUUCACCUCACCACAGCCCUGGUCGGGUUUCCAGUGGCAACAACAAGGAGAGAAGCGAAGAAGAAGGAGGAGCAAGUGGCAUUUCUCCUCUCUUCCAUCUGCCUGCAGAGUUCUUCCACCCUGCAGGAGCAGCCAUGCCAGGGCCUCCCCGCAGUAGGAGCCUGCGGCUGUCAAGGGGCCUUAGGCUGACCUCCCCAGCCUCCUGGGCCUCCCUUCGCUCCCCAGGGGCCCAUAGCAAGAUGCUGUGCACACAGUAUCCAUCGCACAGUGACUCAUCCCUGGCCACAGGCAGCUCAGAGGGUAGCCUUCAGACCACCCUGGAAGAAGGACUGAGUUUCAGUGUCUCUCCGCCCCAGAACCUGGAGUUGCCCUUGCCAAUGGCCCCCUUACCGCUGCUCUGUCCCCUCCCACUGCCUGAGGACAGCACUACCAUUUCCUCCCCAGUCCAGACCUUGAGACCAAGGCCCAGCCCCUCAUCUGCUCUAACCCUUCAAGCCACCAGGGGCCACCAGCGGAGCCAGAGCAGUGGGCGAGGUAGUACGAGCCCGGGCUACACCCGAGAUGACUCUAUUGACCCUUCGGAUGAAGACCUGGGCAUAGGCAUUGGCUCAUCCAUCGGGGGCUGCGGCUCCAGCCAGGCAGGCAACAGUGAACACUUGUCAGAGACACUGAGCAGCCUGUCACUGACAUCACUGCUAUCACCUAGCUCUUUGGUGUACCCUGGAGGAGCAGUGAAGAAGUGUAACAGCACAGGUAGCCUGGACCAAGGGGGGAUGCUGCUGUCGUCCCGGGGCAGAGAAAGCCGCCGGGAGAUUUUAGGCCUGGAGCUGAUGGACCCCCAGGGCUUCUUAGCCAACCCCUGGACAGGGGUAGUAGGGGAGAAAAGAAGAGGAGAAGGAAGAGGGGAAAUUGGGGACGGGGAGGACAGUUUCAAAGGGAAGAGCUCAAGCCAAACUACAGUGGGGCCCUGUCGACAAAACAGAUGAAACCCGCUGUUUGCUCCUCCUUUGUCUUUCCAUUCCUUGGAUCUAAACCCAUUGCUCUCCCUCUCACUCUCUCUGUUACCCAUCAGGGAGAGAAAGGCUUGAUGACACAUGAUGUCCUGUAUUCCAAAACUAAACCCUCAUCUUGCUCCCCCUUAACCCCCUUCUAUAUGUUCGCAGCAAGCCCCCAGUUCUAGUUUGUGCUACCAAGGGGAGUGGUCUUGGUCGCAGUCUGACAUUGAGGAUUACAAGUGGCCCAAAGAGUUAGGGCCCAAGGGCUUGAAAUUUUCCCUGAUACCCUCUUGAGGACUGUAACACCUAGAGGAGGCUAUGGAAGGUUGUGCUCACAUUUAAAGACCAGGAGGCCCAAAUCAUAUCAGGAAGUCCAUGUAGGAGCAGAGACAUAGAUCAAACACACAUGGAUGAGUCUUAUUGCUCUCCUAUUUUCUUUUUCUCCAUGCGUGCUUGGGUUCACCGAAGUUGAAAAUGCAAAAAUAGAAGUAUCCAAACUGAAAUAGCUAUCCAUGCCAACAGAAACUGUUUUGGUUUGUUUAUGUCUCAGAGGCAGUGCAGCAAGUAAGUGGGGGGAGGCACAGAUAUGGCAGAAUAUAUCAAGGCGGAAGGAGAGAUGGGAAGGGAGUAGGCAGGUCAUUUGUUUGGCUGGGCAAGCAGAAAGCGGAUCUAAUGUCCAUCUGUUCUGGCAGACGGAAACAACAGGUCCUACUCACUCCGGCGCAGGAGCUUCUGCUGAGAUCAGAGUAAAAUGCAAGGUGGCAGAGAGUUCAAGAGUGUGUGUUCAUAUGUGUAUGUUUGUGUGUAAGAGCACUGUCUCAGGUAUCCAAGGCAUGAAUUGGAUCAUCCUCAUCACCUAUUCUCAUCAUAUCUAUGUAUGUAUGAAGUAGGAGAUAAUAAGUGUUGACUGAUCAAAGGUGUGUGCCUCUGUCAACUUGGCUUUGAGUGGCAGUGGAAUACAAAUGGAUCUUGACACAUUUCAGAGGUUAUAGCCUUGCAUGAAGUGAUAUAUGAAAUUGGUUCUUUUUCUUUCUUUCUAUCUCCAGCAUUCCUCAUUCACUCAAACAUGAGAAAAAUGAGUAUGAAAGAGGAGUCGGUUGGAUGGAACUUUA